Molecule: messenger RNA, 3227 nt
Organism: Oryza brachyantha (malo sina)
Lineage: Eukaryota; Viridiplantae; Streptophyta; Magnoliopsida; Poales; Poaceae
Exons: 12
Coding region: 89-2725 (878 amino acids)
Biological process (GO): L-arabinose metabolic process
Molecular function (GO): alpha-L-arabinofuranosidase activity
Source: RefSeq, a predicted model, not a curated record
UCUGUGUGUAGUACACGCUGAUAGCUGAGUGAGUGAGCUAGUGAGUGAGCGAGCGAGGGAGCUCGGCGUCGGCGCGUCUUAUCCAGAAAUGGCGCGGUGGCGUGCGGCGGCGACGGUGGUGUGGGCAUUCGCGGUGGUGGCGGUGGCGAAGGAGUGCACGAACGUCCCGACGCAGCUGUCGUCGCACACGGUGCGGGCGCGGCUGCAGGCGACGCCGGGGGCGGCGGAGUGGCGGUGGCGGGAGGAGUUCCACGACCACCUCAACCCCACCGACGAGGCGGCGUGGAUGGACCUGCUGCCGCUCCGCACCGCCUUCCCGUCGGCGGCGGCGGGGGAGGAGUUCGACUGGGCGAUGCUGUACCGGUCGCUCAGGGGCGCCGCCAGCGGCGACGGAUACGGCGGCGGGUUCCUCGAGGAGGUUUCGCUGCACGACGUGCGGCUGGACGUCGACGGCGACGGCGUGUACGGGCGCGCGCAGCAGACGAACCUCGAGUACCUGCUGCUGCUCGACGCGGACAGGCUCGUGUGGAGCUUCCGGACGCAGGCCGGGCUGCCGGCGCCGGGGAAGCCGUACGGCGGCUGGGAGGGCCCCGACGUCGAGCUCCGCGGCCACUUCGUCGGGCACUACAUGAGCGCGGCGGCGAAGAUGUGGGCGACCACGCACAACGGCACGCUCGCCGGCAAGAUGGCAGCGGUGGUGGACGCCUUGCACGACUGCCAGGCGGCAGCCGGCACCGGCUACCUCUCUGCCUUCCCCGCCGAGUUCUUCGACCGCUUCGAGGCCAUCCGCCCCGUCUGGGCUCCCUACUACACUAUCCACAAGAUCAUGCAGGGCCUGCUUGAUCAGCACACGGUGGCCGGGAACGGCAAGGCGCUCGGCAUGGUGGUCGCCAUGGCCGAUUACUUCGCCGGCCGCGUGAGGAGCAUCAUCCAGAGGUACACCAUCGAGAGGCACUGGACGUCGCUCAACGAGGAGACCGGCGGGAUGAACGACGUCCUCUACCAGCUCUACACCAUAACUAAAGACCAGAGGCAUUUGGUGCUUGCUCAUCUUUUCGACAAGCCUUGCUUUCUAGGAUUGCUUGCAGUUCAGGCUGACAGUCUUUCAGGUUUUCAUGCAAAUACACACAUUCCUGUUGUUGUCGGAGGCCAAAUGAGAUAUGAAGUUACUGGUGAUCCUCUUUACAAGGAGAUUGCAACAUUCUUCAUGGAUAUAGUAAACUCUUCUCAUAGCUAUGCCACAGGUGGCACAUCUGUUAGUGAGUUCUGGUCAAAUCCAAAACAUUUAGCUGAGGCCCUGACCACUGAGACUGAGGAGUCUUGCACCACCUACAACAUGCUGAAGGUUUCUCGGCACCUAUUUAGAUGGACAAAGGAAAUAGCGUACGCGGAUUACUACGAGCGAGCGCUGAUAAAUGGUGUCCUAAGCAUUCAAAGAGGAAGAGAUCCUGGUGUGAUGAUCUACAUGCUGCCCCAGGGCCCUGGAAGAUCUAAAGCAGUAAGCUACCAUGGGUGGGGAACGCAGUAUAAUUCAUUUUGGUGUUGUUAUGGAACUGGGAUAGAAUCAUUCUCCAAGCUGGGGGAUUCUAUAUACUUUGAAGAGAAAGGAAACAAGCCUGGGCUCUACAUUAUUCAGUACAUACCGAGCACAUUGAACUGGAGAACUGUAGGUCUUACUGUUACUCAGCAAGUGAAGCCCCUCAGCUCAUCAGAUCAGUAUCAUCAAGUUUCACUCUCCAUUUAUGCUGAAAAGACAAACGGGCAAUAUGCGACACUGAAUGUGAGAAUACCAUCAUGGACAUCAGUGAAUGGUGCAAAAGCAACUCUGAACGACAAAGAUCUACAAUUAGCAUCUCCAGGGAUUUUUCUCACAAUCAGCAAGCAGUGGUAUAAUGGUGAUCACUUGCUACUCCAGUUCCCAAUUAACCUAAGGACAGAAGCAAUAAAAGACGAUCGGCCACAGGUGGCAUCCCUGAACGCAAUCCUGUUCGGGCCAUUCCUCCUCGCCGGCCUCACCACCGGCGACUGGGACGCGAGGACCGGCGGCGCCGCCGCGGCGUCGGACUGGAUCGCCCCUGUCCCUGAAUCGCACAACUCCCAGCUGGUGACGCUCACGCAGGAAUCCGGCGGGAAGACCCUGGUCCUCUCCACCGUGAACGACACCUCCCUGGCGAUGCAGGAGCGGCCCGAGGCCACCGGCGGCACCGACGCCGCCGUGCGCGCCACGUUCAGGGUGGUGCCGCCGACGCAGCAGCUGGGCGGCUCGACCGCCAAGCGACGCCGCGCCGGCGCCGGCGCCGGCGCGGCGGUGGGGCUGACGGUCACCGCGGCGACGAUCGAGCCGUUCGGCCUGCCGGGGACGGCGGUCUCCAACGGCCUCGCCGUGGUGCGCGCCGGGAGCGGGAAGAGCUCGGACACGUUGUUCAACGUUGUGCCGGGGCUCGAUGGGAAGCCCGGCUCCGUCUCCCUCGAGCUCGGGAGCAAGCCCGGGUGCUUCUUGGUCGCCGGCGCCGGCGCCGGCGCGAAGGCGCAGGUCGGCUGCAGACAACGCAGCGGCGGCGGCGGCGGGUUCGAGCAGGCGGCGAGCUUCGCGCAGGCCGAGCCACUGCGGCGGUAUCAUCCGGUCAGCUUCAUCGCCAGCGGCGUGAGGAGGAGCUUCGUCCUCGAGCCAUUGUUCACCUUGAGGGACGAGUUCUACACCAUCUACUUCAACCUCGCAGCCUGACAACGAAGUGGCAAUCUCUCUCUCUCCUUAGCUCUCUAAUUUUUUGGAGGUGGUGAAGGAUAAUUUGUUGGGUUAAUUCUUUGAUCACUUUCGAUGCUCUAUGAGCUUAGCUUAGCGAUUAGCAUGGCCAGGAGCAGCUGAAUGUGAAAAUGAGUUUGGUUUACAUGUAGCCUCCUCUACCUCUGACUAGCCUGAUGUUGCUCUGCAACUUCAGCUCUUAGCUGGCCAUUAUUUUCUUUGAAAAGAUUAUCUCUUGAUGCAGUUGAGUACGCUCAAAAGUUCUGCAGAUGAAAGAGUAAUUAAGGAUCAAGGAUGCCAUUGACCUAGUAAUUGCUAAGCAGUAAGCACGUGUUUUAAGUCCUUAUGUGGCUUAAAAUACAAAUCUGAGCAGGUUCAGAGAUUGCUUUGUUUGCAUUUUAUUCAACCUAUCUGAUGCUAUGUGCACAAUACGAAAUAAGAGCAGGUUCUGAACUUACCUUGAAUGUACUCUCUUCAAGUUACU